AUGGCGAGCAUGAUAGCUGUUAACUUGGAGCCAGAUCGUCUGAGGGUUGGAUCUCGGGGAAGUAUUAACCGGAUGGUUGAACAAGUACAACAGGAGAAGUACACGAGCCAAUAUGCAGGAAAUGACGUGUUUGAGGAUAAUAGAAGCCGAAAUACCUCAAAUGCUGCCCAAACUGGGUCUACUUUGUUGGAGCAGGGACAGUCUGCAGUGGAUGAUGCUCGAGUUUCAUCUACCUCUGCCUUGCCUUCAGCACCAAUUUGUCGGCAGUUUUGGAAGGCUGGGAACUAUAGUGAUGCACAUGGCUCCAGAGUCAAUCUUCAGAGUGGAAAAACCUACCUUCAUGUUCACCCUAUGUUUCUUCAUUCAAACGCCACUUCGCAUACGUGGGCAUUUGGUGCAAUUGCGGAAUUGCUUGACAAUGCCAUUGACGAGAUCCAAAACGGGGCCACUUUUGUCAUGGUAGACAAAAUCUCAAAUCCAAGAGAUGGAAGUUCAGCAUUGUUAAUCCAAGAUGAUGGUGGGGGAAUGGACCCUGAAGCAAUCCGGCAAUGCAUCAGUUUUGGGUUCUCUGAUAAAAAAUCUUCAGAAGCUAUUGGACAAUAUGGUAAUGGCUUUAAAACCAGCAGCAUGAGGCUUGGAGCUGAUGUUAUUGUCUUUACUCGCCAUAUGGAAGAAAGGUCUGCGACUCAAAGUAUUGGUCUCCUCUCAUAUUCAUUUUUGAUGCGGAUGGGUCAUGACCGAAUAAUAGUUCCAAUGGUGGAUUAUGAGUUCAAUACAGAUAUUGGGAAGUUCGGAAUUUCUAGGCGGCAUACCAAUGAGUCUUUCCAGGCUAAUCUUUCAUUACUUUUGCAAUGGUCUCCAUAUUCAAGCGAAACAGAGCUGUUGAAGCAGUUUGAUGAUGUUGGAUUACAUGGGACAAAAGUUGUGAUCUAUAACCUGUGGUACAAUGAUGAUGGCAACUUGGAGUUAGACUUUAAUAAAGAUCCUCAGGACAUUUGUAUUGAAGGAGAUACAAGAAAGGUAGAAUCGCUUCCUGCUUGGAGGACAGUAAAGGAACAGCACAUUGCCAAUCGCUUACAUUACUCUCUACGUGCAUAUAUGUCCAUAUUGUACCUGCGAAUUCCUGAAACUUUCUGUAUUAAAUUGCGUGGCCAAGUUGUUAUGCCCCAUAAUCUUGCUGAUGACCUCAAGUUUCCAGAAUAUAUCUUGUAUAAACCUCAGGCUGGGGGGUUAAGAGAGGUUAACGUGAUAACUACAAUUGGGUUUGUGAAAGAUGCUCCACAUGUCAAUAUCCAUGGCUUCAAUAUUUAUCACAAGAACCGUCUAAUAAAGCCUUUUAUGCAGGCUAUGAAUCUUACUAGCACUAGGAGCAGAGGAGUCGUAGGUAUUCUAGAAGCAAACUAUAUCCAACCAACUCAUAGUAAACAGGACUUCGAGAGAACUUCCAUUUUCCAAAAGCUUGAAGUUCGAUUGAAGGAGAUGGCAUGGGAAUACUGGGACUAUCAUUGUGGGCUAAUAGGAUACCAUGUAACAAAGAAGGUUAGAGCAGUGAGCUCUCCAUCUGAUCCUCCUGCCAUGUCAAAUCAAACCUUCCCUACUGUUGGCACCGAACAGGCAGCUUCUCCUGGGUUAGGCGUUAAAAGGAAGGAGCAUAGCAAUUCAGUUACACCCGACGCUGUUAGAAAGCUGCCAAGACUUGGGGAAGGUGUAGCAGUUACUUCAGCAUCCAGUUCUAGCAGACAUAUCUCUCAGCAGCAGCAAAAUGCGGUUGCAGUUUUGAUGCAAGACAACCAAAAACUCAGAGCAGACUUAUUUGAAUACGAGAUGCGGAAGGAAGAGCUCAAUCUACAGGUGAUAAAGCUUACUAGGGAACUGGAAGAAGAAAAUGCUGAAUACGAUCGGCUUAUGGCAGAGCUGACCUUAUUGGAUGACAUGAAGCUGGAGAAUCAGAGAGUAAAUAUCGUCAUGUGA
Molecule: messenger RNA, 1971 nt
Organism: Linum trigynum
Lineage: Eukaryota; Viridiplantae; Streptophyta; Magnoliopsida; Malpighiales; Linaceae
Source: the annotation of a GenBank genome assembly